Molecule: messenger RNA, 1800 nt
Organism: Branchiostoma floridae (Florida lancelet)
Lineage: Eukaryota; Metazoa; Chordata; Leptocardii; Amphioxiformes; Branchiostomatidae
Product: zinc finger protein ZFMSA12A-like
Exons: 2
Coding region: 778-1374 (198 amino acids)
Biological process (GO): regulation of transcription by RNA polymerase II
Molecular function (GO): DNA-binding transcription factor activity; RNA polymerase II cis-regulatory region sequence-specific DNA binding
Source: RefSeq, a predicted model, not a curated record
UUCUAUAGCACAGUAAACGAUUGGGCUCUAUCUGUAUAAGUUACUGGAGUGCUGAUUGUCACUUUAUGUACGUCGCUGUAGAUAUACAAGAAUGGUCAGCGUUUAGACUUAGUUUAAGCUGCAUGUGGGCUGCUAGAGAUUUGUAAAAUUUCCGCAAUCAAGUUUCGUUAUUGUCGUUUAUCAUCUUGUUUGCCAAGUGCCCUUGUAGAAUCUUGUCACAUGUCACUAGCCGCUACCAGGCUUCACAUAACACUGGAAAAAUGGUAGAAAUUGUCCAAAUAGACAGAAAAUGCGUUAGCUGGCCCCAAAGUGCAAACCUCACCUUUGUCGCUAUGCUAUAGUCGUCAAUUUUAGUUUCAAUGAGGGUAAUCAGGUAUGUAAACUUUGACCUACCACCACCGGAAAUACUGACCCUUCACUAAGCUUGCCGGCCAGUUUCAACGGGGGACGGACUUGAUCAUUCCUCUUCAUCUGGCACGUUUUUGAAGAGGAUUCAACGCUUUAUUGGCUCAACAACUAUCCUCAAACACUGUUAAGACCUUUGUCUCAUGUUGUCUGGUUUCCCCUCAUGCAAAUCAGCACAUGUAAAACCAUUGUACUUCCAUUUGUUUCGCUGCCAAGUACAACCUGCCGAACCGGUUUUACCCGCUAUCCAGUCACUAUAUACUAGCCACUCUGUUAGUAUCUACUCUGAAGCCGUGAGGAUCUGUGUCGACGCGAAGACAUCGCGUAGUAGUUUGGAGCAUCAGCGUAUCUCGGAUCUGGAGUUUGACCAACAUGGCGACUAGAGCCGGAUCUCAUCCUAGGCAAGGGAAGGCAGAGACUGGACAGGAUUCUCACCGUACCCACAAGUGCAGCCAUUGCGACAAGGAGUUUCCCUUCAAAAGUAAGCUCAAUCAACAUCUGCGAAGCCACACUGGUGAGAGACUAUACCAGUGUGGUGAAUGUGGUAAACGGUUUGGUCAGCUAGGUCACCUAAAUGGCCACAUGAGAACUCACACGGGUGAGAAACCGUACCGAUGCGAGGAAUGCAGAAGGCAGUUCAGAAGUUUGAGCGAGCUUAAGAGUCACAUGCGGAUUCAUACUGGUGAAAAGCCAUACAAGUGUGAACUUUGCAACAAAGGCUUCAGUCAGUCAAAUAAUCUGAAGACUCACAUGCGGACUCACACGGGGGAAACCCCAUACAGAUGCGAGGAGUGCAGCAAACAGUUUAUUACGCUGUCACAUUUAAAGAGGCACAUGUGGACUCACACAGGGGAAAAGCCGUACAUGUGUGAGGAGUGCAGCAAGCAGUUCACUACCCUGUCUCAUUUGAAGAGUCACAUGCGGACUCAUACAGGAAAUAAUCUUGCCGGUGAAAAACGUCGGUCAUGAAAAGUCAGGGUUUACAUUCUUGGUCACAAAAGAAAUUGCCGACUUCAACUCUGACCAUAAUGAUGAUAAUUGUUGUCAAGGAAGAAAACUACAUAUUACAUGGGGAUGUUAUGUUUGAUGUCACGGUUAUCUCUGGUAGAUAUGCUCCCAGGAUGUGUGUGUGUGUGUGGAGAAGGGUUCGAUUUUUCUUGUAUUAGUAGAAUGGUGAUAUCAUUAAACAGUCUAAUGCCUAGAUAACCACCGAUGUCGACAAGUUUCUGCACAUAGCACCACCUUCGCCUUUUGUCACACGAAUACAAACUUGCGACUUUGUAUCUGACUAAUUACUGUUCUUCUAGUUGUCACUAAUCGCUGCAAAUAUACUAGAUCAUUUGCAUAAGGAAUAAGUUGUAGCUAAUACAUUCAUUAAGAUGUUAAGUAUUUUAG